This is a messenger RNA of Diachasmimorpha longicaudata, 3614 nucleotides long. RefSeq lists its product as uncharacterized. The coding region runs from base 1706 to 2746 and encodes 346 amino acids. The transcript has 3 exons. The record is from RefSeq and is a predicted model, not a curated record. NCBI's taxonomy places the organism in Eukaryota, Metazoa, Arthropoda, Insecta, Hymenoptera, Braconidae. Gene Ontology annotation, molecular function: DNA-binding transcription factor activity, RNA polymerase II-specific; protein dimerization activity; RNA polymerase II transcription regulatory region sequence-specific DNA binding. Gene Ontology annotation, biological process: regulation of transcription by RNA polymerase II; developmental process.
UAUCCCCGCUGAGCAUCACCAGUAAUCUUCGAUCGAUCCUUCCCGUAACAACCGACGAGAUUUACCCAAACAAAAUCUAAACUCCUCUCAACCCUUCGGGUAUGAUUUUUAUUCUGCCCUUACUCCACGCGGGUGAACUGUCGAAUUUAUUUUACCGACUCGAUGAUAGCGGUGGAAAAUAUCGGGACGACAGUGGAUAUCACUGGGUCCCACUGGGCCCCACUGGGAUAUUUAUUUAUUUUUUCGGGAGAAUAAAACCAAAGGCUUGAGGCAGUACUCAUUUUACGGAGGACUGCAACUCCAUGAUUUGUUCUCCAGGGGUUUUCGGAGAUGUUCCUGAGGCAUGUUGUGAUGUUGUUUAUUCUAAAAACAAUGUUUUGAUUAUAUCUGGAAGGAUUAAUGCCCGGGAACGGCGGAUAAGGAUACUUAUCCCUGCACUUUCGAGGGAACAACGAGAGAAUCUUAUCGAUACCAAUUUUCAUGUCGCAGCUGUGUUAAAAUCAAUUGGGGGCAUUGGAAACCGAUGGAAAAUCCGACCCAAUGAACUAAUUGGCUUCCAAUGAGGACCACCCGAUCAAACCUAAUUACCAUUUUAAUCCAUAAAAAAAUCUUAAUAUCUCCCCUCGAUAAUUCUCUCCCACCAGAUUCACCUCAGCGCACCAGGAGAAGCGAACUUUCCAUGUUCGCCAUAUGGCUCGCGCCGAAUGGGCCACACCACCCCGAAUAGUUCCGGAGAUGAUCGUCGAUGUGACAGAGAGAGCACCCCAGAGCUGAAUGAGGAACCUCCAAAUGUUAGACCGAGACAGCAUCCCGUCCCUUUUAGUAUGUGCACACAAGGGGGCUGGUAUAGUUGGUCGGCGCGUGCUCGAAAUCCCCCACCACCUAUUCCUCCACAAGCCGUCCUUCCCCUAAAGUACAAACUCCGCACUUCUGUUAUAACUUCGAAUGUGUGCGUAUACGAAAAACCCAACGCCAUGGCACAACCUAAACCAUCACUCCUAUCGGAUGUGUAAGAAGGAGCUCAUUCCGAAUGCGAACGCCAUGCGGCGCGUAGCACGCGACGUGUGUUUAAAACAUUGAAGUUGUUCCGAUAAUUUUAUCCCCCCGAAAAAGUGAAAAAGCUCCUGGAGAAUUAAUGUGACAAAGGAAAAAAAAAUUGUGAAUUAAUUAGUGCUUCCAAAGUCGUAGGAGUGUUGACCCGCGAUUUCUAGUGAAUUAUCGUAUUCAAAAGUCGACGACGGCUGAAACGAGUGACGAGUGAUCUCAUGAGGGCACUCAACGGCGCCCGAGUGACAAUUGACAUCCAGCAUUUUACCAAGUUAGAAUGAGGAGACAAGGCAGCAGUGAUAAUUACAUGCAUUGAAUAAAUAUAAACAAUUAGUGACUGUCGAGAACGCGAUUGAUCACAACUCGCUGAAGUCACAUGAAAUUCGCGACAAAUCGAUUGAUGUACUGACAAUCGUUUGAUCACUCAGUGACGCUGUUUUUCCAUUGUCAUAAUUCUCCCGGUUUUUUUUUUACUGCUCGUUCUAUUACUCCCGACGUGCGUCGGAGCGUUUUAUUUAUAAAGCCCGGGGCAUCAAUUAGAUUUGUCCUCGAGUGGUAUUAGACUCGAUGAGAAUAAUCGAGAAGUUUUCACCAACGGAAUAAGUGGAGUUUAUAGUUCUUUUGGCCUGAGUUUUAAUCAUCCCUGUCACCGCUGAAAAUGACGACCAUGGGGGUGACUGUGUACUGCAAUAGGGUGCAACUGAACGGUGGAGAUCAGGAGCAAUUGAUGUUGCUGAGAACUCUGCAGGACAACGAGAGCAAUAUCCUUGGAAAUCAGCAGCAUUUGAUUGUCCAGAAGGGCAUGAACAACAAUUCGAAUAUUAACUCGAGUGUACUACCCCCCUACGACCCCACUAGACUGAAAAAACACGGCAAAAACGGCCAACCGCCGCCGGUUGCAGUUGCUAAGCGAAAUGCGAGGGAGAGAAAUCGAGUUAAACAAGUUAAUAAUGGCUUUGCAACCCUCAGACAACACAUACCCAAUCACAUUGCCGCUGGCUAUGGUGAUAGGGGUAAAAAAUUGUCCAAAGUCGAGACACUCAGAAUGGCCGUUGAAUAUAUACGGGGGUUGCAGAGACUACUCGCCGAGGCCGAUGGUCUCGAGUACGAUCCCAAUGUGGCUAUUGGAAAUAAUGUCCCAUCACCCAGUAGCAGUAUCGUCUCCUCGAGUCACAAUGGCUCCGGGGAGAGACUUGCCCUUGAGGAUGAGGUCAAUGCUGAAGAGGAUGAUGGGGACAACCAACACGACGACGAGGAAGAGGAUACCAAAAGAAUUACUUUAUUGACUCGAUUGUCUCCGAAUCCUGCGACGACAUCGAUGUCUCCGAACGACUACUAUCAGUCCACCGGCGACGAGGAGAAUUUGGAGCCAGGAGUCCUUCAACGUACCACCAACAUCAAUCAGACAUUUUCAAGGCUCUCCCCAACUUCCCUUGCAUCACCUCAAACGGAAUAUUACACCCAGAACGAGGAGAAUCUUGAGCCAAGAAUAGUAUCACCGUACAGUGGUGCUGGUGACAGUGAAGAGGGUGGUACUAUUUAUGCCGCCAGUCCUGAGGGAUUUUCGGGUGCUCUUUACUACAAACAGGAGAUCACGGAGACUGGGGAGUUCAUGGAUGUUGUUAGCUGGUGGGAACAGGAACAGGGAAGACUGGUGCAUCACACUCAGCCACAUGCCCAACGGCUUGCCCAUGUCUGAUACAACUCAAGAGAACCGAGGAUCCUGAUCUCACCAAGAUUUAGUCAAUCACUGGGAGAAGAUUAAAACUCAAUGUUGAGACUACAGUACUUACUUCAGCUGGGGGAAUUUGUGUAUCUAUUGGCCAUCUCUGGAAGGUUUAUUGUCAGUGAAAAUGUCGUUGAGGCGAGUGCCUUUGAGAUGUGAUGGUAGUGGUAGAGAUACAUAUGAUGGGUUUAAUGUAACCGCUGGGUAAUGCGAAGCUUUUACAUUUCAAUGAGACUUCAAUUCUGUGCCUUACGAUGUAAGUUCAAUCUCUUUUUCCAGUUAAAUUUAUAUAGAAUAUAUGUAUACAUGUGUAUAUUAAGAAUUUGGGAUACGAGAAUUUUGAGAGAUCAUUGUUUUUUUCAUUAAAAAUGAGCCAAAAGUCGAUAUUUGUAGGGUUAUUUAAAUAUAUAAUAUGAGAGUGUCGUUUUGUGUGAUUUGAAUACAGCGGACUCUUAGUGCCUUGCGCAAUGAUUUGCGUUCCGCUUGAUAUGUAUUUUUGUAGUACAACGAUUACGACAAUAUCAGCGAAGAUGCGUCACCGAUGGAAAAUAUGUAUACGAAUAAAAGGGGGAACUAAUUAGCGGGCAAUGCUGAAAAUUUAAGAAUGAAAACGGUCUUAGUGGUACAAUGUACUUAUGCUUGCUCAAAAUGUGCAUUUCACGUCCGCAAUAAUUUCUCUGUUUUCUCUGUGAAUAUUCAACGAUUGAUUAUUGAUACAGAUUUUAAAUCUUGUGGAUGACGCUUCAAAAUCUUCGUGAGACACAAUCAAAAAUUGUAUAUACCAGUGCCUUAAAUUGAUUAAGAGAAUUAAUUACGUCGAGACUAUUUUUUGUACUUGUAA